CAUUUAACUAGCCGAAUAAGCCGCUGAGCUUUUCCACCGAUUCACUCCGGUCCGAUAACCCAUCAAAAUGCCUCCGCUUCCGCCGGCGACCUCCGCCGCCCAGCUGUCCUCCGAUUCCGAUUCCAAUUCCGACUCCGACACCAAUUCCUCCUCCCACCACCGCCACGCCGAUCUCUCCUCCUCCAUUUUCGAAUCCUACCUCUCCAAUUCCACAGAUCAACAUCAGGAUCUCAUAAAGAUCCAAUCAUUCCUCACCUCUUCCCGAUCCGGCGCUCUCUCCUGCCUCAUCUGCCUCGAACGCAUCAAGCCAACCGAUCCCACCUGGUCCUGUUCUUCCCGCUGCUUCGCCAUCUUCCACCUCAUCUGCAUCCAAUCCUGGGCUCACCAGUCCACCACUCUCGCCGCCUCUCGAGCCUCUGCGCGCGCACCCGUCGUCCCCGACGACAAUUCCCUCGUCUGGCCCUGCCCUAAGUGCCGCGUCGACUACCCCAAAUCCCAAACCCCAAAGUACUACUAUUGCUUCUGCGGCAAAGUUCAGGAUCCGCCCCGUGAUCCAUGGAUUCUGCCCCACUCCUGCGGGGAAAUCUGCGGUCGCUCAUUGCAGCACAACUGUGGACAUUUCUGCCUGCUGUUGUGCCAUCCAGGCCCCUGCCCAGCCUGCCCCAAAUUAGUCCGGACCAGGUGCUUCUGCGGGAAAUUGGAGGAUGUCCGGCGGUGCGGAUUCAAGGAUUUCUCCUGUAACGAGGUCUGUAAGAAGCCGUUGGAGUGCGGAACUCACAGGUGUAGCGAUAUUUGCCAUGAUGGAUUAUGCCCGCCGUGUAGGAAGAAAGGGGUUUACAGAUGUCAAUGUAGGAAGGUGGAGAUUGAAAGAGAGUGUUGUGAUAGAGUUUUUAGGUGUGAGAAUGCUUGCAAUAAGAUGCUCGAUUGUGGAAGACAUACUUGCGCUAGGGGAUGCCAUGAGGGUGAGUGUGGGAGUUGCCCACUUCAAGGGAAGAGGGCAUGCCCUUGUGGUAAGAAACUGUAUGAUGGAGUGGCCUGUGAUGUGUCGGUGCCGUUAUGCGGUGCGACUUGCGAUAAACUGUUGAGCUGUGGGUACCACAGGUGUCCGGAGAGGUGCCACCGUGGGCCGUGUAUCGAGACCUGUAGAACUGUGGUGACAAAGUCGUGCAGGUGUGGGAGCUUGAAGAAGCAGGUUCCUUGCUAUCAAGAGUUGGCAUGUGAUAGGAAGUGCCAGAAAGUUAGAGAUUGUGGACGGCAUGCUUGUAAGCGUCGCUGCUGCGAUGGGGAUUGCCCGCCUUGCUCUGAGAUUUGUGAUCGGAGGCUUCCAUGUAGGAACCACAAGUGUCCUGCUCCAUGCCACAGGGGUGCUUGUGCUCCUUGCCCAUUGACGGUGAGAAUUUCUUGUGCUUGUGGAGAGACAUAUUUUGAGGUUCCUUGUGGCACAGAAACCAAACAGAUGCCUCCAAAGUGUCGAAAACCAUGUCCUGUAGCUCCUCUCUGCCGGCAUAGCUCAAAUUACAAGCCGCACCGGUGCCAUUAUGGUGCUUGUCCCCCAUGUCGCCAGAUUUGUGACAAAGAAUUUCCAUGCAAUCACAAAUGCAAAUUAAGGUGCCAUGGACCUAAACCACCUCCACGCCCUGAAUUUACUUUAAAACCCAAAAAGAAGAAGUCUAACCAACUGAGUGAAGUGAUUCCUGGUUCAUCAUGUCCCCCUUGCUCUGAACCUGUGGUGAGGCAAUGUGUUGGCAACCACAUAGGAGAAGAGAGGACGAUGGUCUGCUCAAAGGCAACAGAAUUUUCGUGUGAUAACUUGUGCGGGAAUCCCCUCCCAUGCGGGAAUCACUAUUGUACUUAUGUGUGCCAUGCACUGAAAAUUCAUCCUUCGGACAAAAUAGGGGAGUCUUGCGAAGAAUGCAAUCUUCCUUGUCAAAAGGAGAGAGAUCCUGCGUGCCCCCAUCCUUGCCCCAUGCGAUGUCAUCCCGGCGAAUGCCCCCCUUGCAAGGCACUAAUUAAGCGUUCAUGCCAUUGUGGGUCGAUGGUGCAUGUUUUUGAGUGUAAAUAUUUCAAGUGCUUGUCAGAGACAGAGCAGAUGGCAGUUCGCUCAUGCAAGGGUCCUUGCCAUAGGAAAUUACCAAAUUGCACACAUUUAUGCCCAGAGAUAUGUCAUCCCGGCUCCUGUCCGUCACCUGAGGAGUGCUCUAAGAAGGUAACAGUUCGUUGUGCAUGUCUGACCUUGAAAAAGGAGUGGCUAUGCGAGGCAGUACAAGCUGCAUAUCGUAGUAUGGGUACUGACCCUAAAGACAUACCUAAAAAUCGAUAUGGAGCAGAACUUCUUCCUUGUGACAGUGAAUGCAAGAGCAGAGUCAAGGCCUCUGAUGCACAGUUACAUUUGCGUCAAUCCAGACCCAAAGAGGAAAAGGAGCCCGAUAAAGCAGCUAAUGUGUUGAGGCGAAGAAGGCGAAAACAAAGGGUCCAAGAAGAGGGGAGAUCCUCCCAAGUGCAGAAAAUUGUUGCUGUGAUUCAACGCAUCCUUAUCGUUCUUUUGAUUUGUGUCGUAACAAUUGCAUCGGCAUACUUGGGCUAUAAGGGCUUGAUGCGUCUGUCUGACUGGAUGAAUGAAAAUGAAGCCAGACAACAAAGAAGGUAUUCGCGGUUUUAGUAUUCUUCUAUUCAUGCGCCCGAUUGUACCCUUAUAUUAUUGAAUUCGACAAUUUAUAUAUGGUACAAUUUAGCUGACUAGUUUUGGGAGAGUAUUGUCGAUAAAUUGUUGUGUUUAUAAAUCUUUGUUUUGGAUUAUGUUACUAGUGGGGUAAAAUGUGUGUUUUAUAUUAUGUAUGAAAAAUGAAGGGAUUGAAAUCA
Messenger RNA from Andrographis paniculata, 2859 nucleotides. RefSeq names its product NF-X1-type zinc finger protein NFXL2. Gene Ontology annotation, molecular function: RNA polymerase II transcription regulatory region sequence-specific DNA binding; DNA-binding transcription factor activity, RNA polymerase II-specific; zinc ion binding. The transcript has 13 exons. Gene Ontology annotation, biological process: regulation of DNA-templated transcription. Gene Ontology annotation, cellular component: nucleus. Bases 68 to 2659 code for a protein of 863 amino acids. The record is from RefSeq and is a predicted model, not a curated record. NCBI's taxonomy places the organism in Eukaryota, Viridiplantae, Streptophyta, Magnoliopsida, Lamiales, Acanthaceae.